Medicago truncatula (barrel medic) is the source of this 1287-nucleotide messenger RNA. RefSeq names its product transcription factor MYB59. Gene Ontology annotation, molecular function: DNA-binding transcription factor activity; sequence-specific DNA binding. Gene Ontology annotation, biological process: regulation of DNA-templated transcription. Lineage: Eukaryota; Viridiplantae; Streptophyta; Magnoliopsida; Fabales; Fabaceae. The coding region runs from base 279 to 953 and encodes 224 amino acids. The record is from RefSeq and is a predicted model, not a curated record. The transcript is spliced from 2 exons. Gene Ontology annotation, cellular component: nucleus.
ACUGCACAGGUCCCCUCAAGCAUAUCUAACAACAAGAAGUAAAAAUCCUCUGAUCAAGAUUCAGAAAGAAAAAAAAUGGUUUCACAAGAAAUAAGUAGAAAAGGUCCAUGGACAGAACAAGAAGAUUACAAAUUGGCAUAUUUUGUAGGGUUAUUUGGUGAUCGUAGAUGGGAUUUUAUAGCAAAGGUUUCAGGUUUGAAGGUGGCGGGAGAGAGUAAUAAAUAGGUAUGCUUAUAAGGGCAUGCUGAAUUAUAAUAGAAGCAUUAAUUCCUUUAACCAUGUUUUUCUGUUUCUCACACUUUGUUGUAGGUUUGAGUAGAUCAGGUAAGAGUUGCAGGUUACGUUGGGUUAAUUAUCUUCACCCUGAUCUCAAACGUGGCAAGAUGACACCACAAGAAGAAAGACUUGUUAUGGAACUUCACUCUAAAUGGGGAAAUAGAUGGUCAAGAAUUGCUAGAAAACUACCUGGAAGAACAGACAAUGAGAUUAAGAAUUACUGGAGGACACACAUGAGAAAAAAGAGGGCACAAGAGAAAAAACACGCAACACCUUCGAUUUCAUCAUCACCUGAUCAAUCUUCUAGUUGUCAAUCCUCACAUUUCUCAAAUAGUAACCAUGGUGUGGAUUCACAUGCUUCCAACAAAGAGUCUGAAGAAGAAAAUUACCAAGUCCAAGAAAUUGAACAAGGGUACUCAAUGGAUGAUAUAUGGAAAGAUAUUGCUAUGUCUGAAGAUGACAUCAAUGUUCUUCAACCUGAUUUUGAUGGAACUAGUGAAGAGAAUAGCAAUAAUUUAUCUUGUCCUAUAAUGCCUUCUACAUCAUCAUGGGAUUAUUCAUAUUUAGAUCCAUUGUGGGUGAUGGAUGAAGAAGAAAGCAAGAUGUUAUUCCCUCCUAUUGGUGACCAAUAUUUUUCCUUCUAUGAUCAACAAGGGAACACAUUUCUAACUGGUUAAUCAAGAUUAUUCUUUUUUUUUCUUCUUCAAUAUUUUGUUCAUAUGUGUACCAUCUGUCAUAAGAUAGCCUAAUUAACAUGUAUAUAGCAUAGUAUAUGUCUUUCUGAAAGGGAUUUGAUGCGGUAACUGUUUCUGCAGUUUUUCAGUCUUGACCGUCCGAUCUAAACCGAUGAAGAUCGUUUAAACUUGAUUUUGUUAUUGUGUAAUCUGAAUUGUCCGAUCUCAAAUUAACGGUCAAGAUUUUUUACUGCAUGUAAAUAUGUGUUUCUCUUUAAGCAUGGCUGUAAUAAAUCUCAAGAGUAAUUGUUAUCUAUGUUUGUGCUUUUACUUUAAA